Populus nigra (black poplar) is the source of this 1732-nucleotide messenger RNA. Its product is annotated as cytochrome P450 726A27-like. The record is from RefSeq and is a predicted model, not a curated record. The transcript has 2 exons. NCBI's taxonomy places the organism in Eukaryota, Viridiplantae, Streptophyta, Magnoliopsida, Malpighiales, Salicaceae. Gene Ontology annotation, molecular function: oxidoreductase activity, acting on paired donors, with incorporation or reduction of molecular oxygen; iron ion binding; heme binding. Bases 48 to 1565 code for a protein of 505 amino acids.
UUCGAUUACAUUUUAAUUAGCCAAUAUUCCUAUCCCUUCUCAUUAUCAUGCAGCAGGAAAUUCCCCUGGUCCUGGGCUUCCUUCUCCUUGUCUUCGCUGUGUUGAGAUUAGGGAAGAAAUCAAAAGGCCAUGACUCAACUCGCACACCACCUCCGGGACCAUGGAAAUUACCCUUAAUUGGAAACAUCCAUCAGCUAGCUAGCUCUGCAACAAUGCCCCAUUAUCUCUGUGCGCAUUGGGCCAAGAAAUACGGCCCAAUCAUGCAAAUUCAGAUUGGAGAAGUUCCUACUGUUAUUAUUUCUUCACCAGACGCAGCAAAAGAAGUGUUGAAAACGCAGGAAAUCAACUUUGCUGAAAGACCAGCUCUCCUUGUUUCAGAAAUCAUGCUUUACAAUGGCCAGGGCAUGUCAUUUGCAAAAUUUGGAGACCACUGGAAACUAAUGCGAAAAGCAUGCAUAUGGGGGCUAUUUAGUGCAACACGUAAACUCUCAUUCAGAUCAAUCAGGGAAGAAGAGGUAUCAAAUUUAAUCAGCACCAUCCGUUCGAAAGCAGGUUCACCAAUCAACCUCAGGGAAUUGCUUUUGGAUUUGUCAAAUGAAAUUAUUACAAGAACAAGCAUUGGUAAGAAAUGCAAAAACAAAGCUCGAUUUUUACACACUAUUGAACAAGUGUCAAAGUCAGUAGGAGGUGUGAAUAUUGUAGACCUAUUCCCUUCCGCUAGAUUAGUACACAUGAUCAGUAACAUGACGUCUAGCCUCCAGAGGUUGCAUGAAGAAACGGAUCAGAUGCUUGAAGACAUUAUAAAUGAACGUAGAGCCAGCAGGGUAGAGAAGAAGGCAGGUGAAAAUAAAAUUGAAGCAGGGGAUGAUCUUCUGGAUGUGCUUCUGAAUCUCCAAGAUGAUGGAAACUUUAAAGUUAAAACAGAUAGCAUCAAAUCAAUUAUCCUGGAGAUGUUCAUUGGUGGGAGUGAAACGUCGUCAACGAUUUUGGAAUGGACACUGGCGGAAUUGAUGAAAAACCCAAGUGUAAUGGACAAGGCACAGAAAGAAGUGAGGCAAGUCUUGGGUAAUAUUGAGAAUGUUGAUGAAUCAAGUAUCGGAAAUUUGAAUUUCUUGAAGCUAAUUAUCAAAGAAACUUUGAGAUUUCAUCCUCCAGGACCUUUCAUUCCAAGAGUAUGCGUCAAUAGUUGUGAAGUUCAUGGAUAUGCCAUAGAAGCUAACAGCAAAGUAAUGGUGAGUGCAUGGGCUAUUGGAAGGGAUCCCAAUUAUUGGAUCGAACCUGAGAAAUUCCAUCCUGAGAGAUUCCUAGAUAUCUCCGUUGAUUAUAAAGGUGCCAAUUUUGAAUUCAUCCCAUUUGGUUCUGGAAGGAGAAUCUGCCCAGGAAUGACCUUUGGUUUGGCUAAUGUCGAGUUGGCUCUUGCGCAACUGUUAUACCAUUUUGAUUGGAAACUUCCAAAUGGAGUAACACCAGAAGCUCUUGACAUGGAGGAGCAUUAUAGUUCCCUGACCAGAAGAAAGCAUGAUCUUAUAUUAAUUCCCGUCCCAUAUCGUCCUUCGUCCAUGUAAUGAAUACGAAUUAUAAACCACCGUUUGUUUUUCUCUUUCUUUUUGCUGGCGCAUGGUCUUCGUUUGGCGCGCAUGGGUUUUAUCCGUUGCAGGAGUAGUGGCCUGGCUCACUAUUUCUCCCUUUUCAAGUAUUUAAUCAUCAUUAAUAAAUUUUGAUCUUACCAAAA